Molecule: messenger RNA, 1524 nt
Organism: Sceloporus undulatus (fence lizard)
Lineage: Eukaryota; Metazoa; Chordata; Lepidosauria; Squamata; Phrynosomatidae
Product: kelch-like protein 35
Molecular function (GO): protein binding
Source: RefSeq, a predicted model, not a curated record
AUGGCCUGGCUUGCAGAGCAGGUGAAAGAACCAUUUUCUGGUGCUUGCGAGUUGGAGACGCAGAGCCAGUGCACAACACUUAUCCAUCUCCUCCCUCAGCCUCUCCCGAUGUUCUCCUCUGUCACUGCCCUUGGCAACCCUUGGCACCCCAUGACUGGCGUUGGGGAACGCAGCAAUGUGGCCUCAGAAAUGGAGGUCUUCCAGGCUGCGAAGCACUGGGUGAAAGCUGCACCUGCCCAACGGCUGGAGGCACUUGGGACGCUGCUGUGGCACAUACGUUUCCCACUGUUGACCCUUGAGGAAAUGGCGAAAGUCCAGGGAGAUAUAGUCAUGCUUGGCCAGCAUGUGGAGAUGGAGUGGGAAGACCUUGAUGGGGCUGGGAGGCUGCAACUGAGCGGAGGCCUCCGACAAGGGAUGUUCCAGGAACGGAUUGUGUGCAUCAAAGUCCCUCGACUGAGAGACAUCCUCUCCGUCAACGAGGAUAUGGACUGCUACAUGGAGUGCUUGAAUCCCGACACACGGUCAAGGGCAAAGCUGCCACAUUUAGAACUGGUGGCACUCCCUGGCUGUUCAGUCCUAGAGCACAGGUUGUACAUCUUAGGAGGAAAACACCCAGAUGGUUCCUACUCCUGCGCUUUGUAUGAAUACAGCUCCCUUGCACACCCCUGGGCCUGGCUCCCAGCUAUGUGCCCCCGGUCGGUACACAUGUUCUUAACUUGCAAGCAAAAGUUCUUCGCCCUGAGCGGCUGGAAUGGCACAAGCCCCCUUGCCUCUGUGGAGAGUUUCGACGUGGUCCAGCAAACAUGGGCCCUCAUCGCCAACCUGCCCAUUGUUCUGCGCUUCUCAGCCUCGGCCUCCUUCAAGAACAAGCUCUAUCUGAUAGCCGGGGAUGCUGACUCCGAUGAGGUGGCUUACCAGGGCAUCCUUAUCUACAACAUCCCCUUGGAUACCUGGGUGCAGGUGCCUCUAGAAUUCAGUCUUCAUGGUGCCUCUGCCAUCACCAUGGAGACAGGCAUCUGUAUCAUCGGGGGCUUCUUUUCCAAAAAGGUCACACCUUCAUACCCAAACAGGAGGUUCAGCCAGCUUCUUCCCUGUACCCACAAAUGCUUCUUCAUGCACGAUGCCGGCGUGAUAAGCAAGGAAAUCACCGUGCCUCCUCUGCUGCUGCCCCUGGCUUUUGCUGGUGCCACUUGUUUCCAGGGGAGAAUUUAUGUGAUGGGAGGACCAUUACCAUUAGGAAGGUUGAGAACCACUGCUUUAGACUGUGAUUUUGAGCAUUAAGAAAGUAAAAGGAUGGGGGAAUUGGAAAGUUUGGGAGAAAAGAAAGAGCGGUUGGUUUGGCAAGCCAGAGCAGUGUAGGUGGGGCUGGGAGGUCUGUGGGUGGGGUUCUCUAGAAGACCAAAUAGGGUUGUGUGUAUGUGUGUGUUUGUGUGUAGAGGGGUUCAUUUGGUUGGCUUAAGGGACCCAAAGACAACCCAGAGCCACUGGGAAGCUUGGCCAAAAGGAUGCAGGAAAGAGGUGGGU